This is a messenger RNA of Periconia digitata, 4097 nucleotides long. The record is from the annotation of a GenBank genome assembly. Lineage: Eukaryota; Fungi; Ascomycota; Dothideomycetes; Pleosporales; Periconiaceae.
AUGCUCUCAUCCCGCAUGGCCGUAAAGCCUUGUGGCCUUGUAGCCCUACGCAGGAGGAUGGAGCGACCAGUAUUUCCUAUUGCGUGCGAUGAAAGGCCAGGAGGCUGCUUCAAAUGCGCCGAGAAAAACUUCGUUUGUCCCGGAUACGACACUUCAGUCGACCGCUUCUUCCGAGACGAAACCGCGGCCGUGGAGGUUAAAGCGAAGAAAGCAAAAACAAAAGCCAUCAUCGCGCGAGACGAACGCGACAGGGUGCAGCUAGAGAAGGCUGCUCUGGGAAAACUGAAAAAUGCCAUCGAAGUGCCUCUGCUCGCGCCCAUCAUUGACCAUGCUAUAACAUUCUUCAUGCAGCGGUACGCCAUGGGGCUAGAAGAGCCACCGAUGAACUCCAAGGACUUCAAUCAACAUCUAAGUACCCAUGGCUUCCACCCAAUCAUUGCGACUUCCAUGACGGCACUGGGUCUGGCAGGGGUGGCUAGUAUGUAUCGGGAUUCUACUUUAAAACGGGAAUGUACGAAAUGGUAUGCGAAAGCGCUCAAGAUGACCAAUGAUGCCUUGCGAGAUCCUAUUGAGGUCAAGUCAGACAACACGCUCCUCGCUACAAUGAUCUUGGGUGUUUAUGAGUCCACCACUAACGAUAAGUCUCUGGUGGCAUGGGCACACCAUGUCACAGGUGCGUCGUCCUUGCUGCAGAUGCGCGGAAAGGGUCAAUUUUCAACGCCUGCCGGUCGGCGGAUGUGGCUGCAGAACAUCGGUCUUCUUACUCUCCAGCGUCUAGGUAUCGGGGAGGAACUGCCAGAAUUUGUGCAUGAGCUAGGCAAAGAGAUGCAAAAUUGGGAGAACAAGGACGACCCUGGAAUCAGAUUUUAUCACCUCCAUAUCAAAGUCAUAGACUUGCGGGCGCAAAUCCUGAAUCGACGCCUCACCGACCUUCAUGCGAUAGUCAAUAUUGCGCUCGAGCUCGAUGGAUACGCGACGACCGUGUUUGAAGGCGUUGACGAAAAAUGGUGGUCCUACGAGGUCAGAAGUUGCGAUCCAGGUACACCGGGUGUCUUCGGGACGGAAUAUCAUCUUUACCCUAGCCUGUCUGCGCAUCAGACAUGGGACUGGAUUCGGUACAAUCGUAUAUACCUGUACGACAUCAUCCGCAAUGCACUUAUUGCGGGAUUCGCCACUUCUCCGCCCGUCUUUUCCGGCCCCCACUAUCUACAAUUGCUCGAAACAUCGACACAGGUCAUCUACCGGAUGCAAGCCGAUAUCAUAGCCACGAUACCUCAGUAUUUUCAAACGUUACCAACUGAACACACAACACCAUCAUCGCCGUCCGAAUGUCUCCCUUCACGAUCCGUUUCUCCGUCCUCCUUCGCUUUGGGUACGGAUCUCAUGAAACCAGUAUAUCCAUCACCAAGUAACAACACCCAAACCACCCCAUCACCUCCUCCUUCGAUCCCAGCUAGAUCUGCAACAUCUUCCCCGUUCCCAAGCAACCCUCCCAAGUUCAUGGGCUCAAACUUCCCCGCAAGCUCUACCCCGCUCUUCACUGGGAAUGCCAGGGAUACCUCGCCAACGCACCGUCUCCCCAUCGUGCGUGUCUCCGGUGGCUUCUCGUCUAUUUGGGCACUGUAUAUCGCUGGCGCCACACCCAUUGCGUCGCCCGAAUCCCAAGAAUACGCCAUCAACAGCCUACUAAAAGCAAAUAGCGACUUCGGGAUCAACCAAGCCGGUGUCUUGGCGGCGGCUUUGAAGAUUAAGAUCGAGCUUGACCGGAGGGAGAGAGAAUGCGGAGGAGUACCGAAUGCGGACGGCAGCAGCAGUUGGAAUCAGUGGGAUGGGAAGUGGACUCGCAUUGUGCCCAUGUACAUGCCCAUGACGGGGCCGCACGUAGACGAAUGAGUGGAAUCGCUCUCCAUUCUAUUGUUUGAGAUUUUUGUAUUUAUGACUUUCUGGACGCGUCGAACGCGAUGCCUUCCCCCCUACACAUCCCCACCUCCACCUUUCCCCUUCCUUCCACUCUUCCCCCUCCUCAGCGCAUAAUACCCGUCCGGCUCCUUCAUCUCGGCUUUAUCGCGUUUCGCAAGCGAAGGUUGCAAUUUCUUACGGCCCUUUUUACUGAGGCUGCUGCGUUGGGAUGUCGUCGGCGGUGAUGCGCUCGUAGUAGUUGUAGGCGCAGGCGUUGAUUCGAACGCGGAUAGUGGUGUUGUUGUUAUUGCGAUUGGAGGGGGUUGUUGGGAUUUAGAGGAGUGCGAACCCAUUUUCUUUUUUGGUUGUGUUGUUUUCGCUGGUUGGGAUUGUGGUAGAGUUGUUGUUUUGUUGGUUGGUUGCGGUAUAGUGGGGACUGUUGGGGUUGUUGGAGGGUGACGGCUGAUGGCUGAUGGCUGGUUGCGCGGUUGUUUUUCGAUGGCGAUGGGAUUGUCUGACGGUUGUUGUGUCGUGUGAAAUCGCAAUGUAGCACAAAAAGUUUGCUUCAUUCGGUCCGUACAGGGCGAGCUCAUACAAGUAUGUGUUCUGUACCCGCAAACCCAAGGAGAGAAAAACAAGCUUCAGAUACACAUCAGCAUUCCCAGCUUACAACUCAUAACUUGCUUUCCUACCCACCGCAAUUGUAUCUAAAUAUAUCACAGCUGCAAGUACUUUUCAAUAAAUCCAGGGAUGCAGAUUUCCCUGAUUAUUUUGCGUAGCACGCGCAUAUCAAUUGCCAGAAACGAGAUGGAGAAGGGCCAUUUAUGACGUCAUUUGUAGCUACUUCACGCUUUCACCCCUGCAUUUCGAUGGUUUUGCCCUGCAUUUGCAAGCGGAAAGGGGAAAGGGUCUAGGUGGCGUCGGGGAAGAUUCAUUUGGGAUUUUAGUGUGUGGUAGGUAGAUUUUAUCUUUGAUUGUUUUUCGAUAUGUGUAGAAUGGUUUGAGUGAUUCUUUUGUUAGCUUGGGUUGAAAGGAUUGAGGGUCGCGGCGGUAUGCCGCUGUGCUUUGGUUGAGUUGAUGGAUCUUCUUCACUAGUCGUUCCAACUUGACGAUAAUGUAGUGGCACAGCGUUAGAAAUAGUAAUGCAUGUACAUAUGUAGGUAUGUACUUUACGAGUUGGUGAAAGUGCUAAUCACGUGACUAUCAUCGCUCAGGGCAUCGAACAUCUGUUUUCUGUGUUCAAAGUGGCCGCCUAUCUCACAAAAGUCAUCUUACAAACCUUGUAUCUAUAUAAGUUGCACCUGAUUAUCAUGAACUGACUGAACGGUCGAAGAGAAAAAAAAAACCCCCCCUUCUCCAUCCCCAAAUUUAUCGAAGCCACACAUCAACCCUCUCAAUAUUAUUGCCCAGCGUCCCCAAAGAACCUACGCGCAAUCAACUCUUGCCUGUUCCUGCUCAGCCUCUUCAAGAACCCUCCGAACAUCCCCAAACCCCUCCUUCUCAGCCCAAAACCUCGGCGUCUUACCUUUACUAUCCACCUUCAGCGCAUCAUCCCCCAUCUCCAACAAAUACUCUACAACAUCCAAUUUCCCAAACUCGGCAGCACGAUGAAGCGGCGUCCCAAGACCGAACGGCUCACGUUCAUAAUAUGUUCUUGGUUCGUUUUCGUACUUGACCUCGUUGAUCGGUGCACCUUUCUCCACAACCUUGCGGACGACUUCCAGCGUAUCCGGUGCAUCUCUUAGAACUGCAUAAUGCAGAAGUUGCCCAUAUCGUACAUCGGCGCCUCGCUCGAAGAGGAGGUCGAUGGUUGGGAGGGGUGCGGCGAGCAUGGCGUAUGAGCUCCCCAGAAACAAUUCCAGUACCUUGAACGCACGACCACGCACCGCAACCUCAACUGGAAGAUUACCGUUCGCCCCGCCUUCAUCAAGUAAAAACCGCACUAUUUCAAUAUUCUCUUGUCGAAUCGCUUCGGCUAGGGACCGGUAGAGCCACGUUGGAUGCGGGUGCUCAGCAGUCGACGACCCCGCCGUCGUCUCAGGGCUAUGGAGAAGCCGUCGCGCCUGUUCCUUGACAGUCCCGAGGUCGCCGUCGCAGGCGGCGCGAUAGCAAGCGUCAACUUGUUCCGGGCGGGACUUUGCAUAGUAAGGCUGCGGAGGUCCGAGAGUUGGGGGCCGCUGGAUCGAUUGCAUCGCGGU